UUUCAAGCGCUUGUUUACAUGACUGUAACAAGCGUUUUGUGAAUGGUUAAAACAUGUGUUCCAAAAUGUAAACAUAACUAAAGAGAAUGUUUUCGUCAUUGUUCUUUGAGGUGGCGACAUGCAAUGCCUGAAGAAUAACAGAUGUGGUGCUUUCAGGCCUGAGAGGUUGAAGUUUAAACCUUCCUAAACAACAAAAUUAAUUUAUAGUUUACAUUAUCAAUUAACGCAUAUCAAGUUGAAAAAUGCUGGCAGUAAGUUCAAUUGUGCAGAAUCUGCUGAGAACACGAUGUUUGGCAUCAUUUAACGUGUUUGAGCACCGACAUUUAUCAAAACAUGUGAAAACUGUUGGACAAAGCAAGAGGAAAACAAUCGUUUUUGAGCUUCCCGGUUCACAAUAUUCACCUCACCGUCAUUCAAGGAAAGGACAAUCAAAACCUGUGAAAACUGUUGGACACAGCAAGAGGAAAACCAUUGUAUAUGAGCAACCCAGUAUUGUGCCACCCCCCACUGCCAAGGAGCUGUUCAAGCCCAUGGCGGUCGAGCCCAGGAGGGAAGAUGCUGACAACCUUGGAGAGGAGAUUGUUGGUGCACUAUCAAAGGGAAGUAUUGCCAAGAUCUUAGUGAACUUUGCUAAGGACAAAUCAGUGGAAACUCUGGCACAGACCAACAAAGUCACUGGUGACCUGUACCAGCAGUGCCUUGAGAGUUUCACCAAGUACUGUCUGGUGUCCAAGCCUCUCUCUGUCACACUGCACAUUGUCUUCAAGGAUAUCGAGGCAGGCGCAGGCCAUGUUACGGACCUAUUCCCAUUCUUCCUGGACCACGCCAAGCAGGUGUUCCCUCAUAUCGAGUGCAUGGACGAACUUCGACAGAUCAGCAACCUCUCUGACCCCACGACAUGGUAUCCCCUUGCUCGUAGCAUGAAGCGUAAGAUUGUUUUCCACGCUGGGCCGACUAACAGCGGGAAGACAUACCAUGCCAUGAAGAGUUUCCUUGAGGCCGAGAGUGGCGUGUACUGUGGGCCUCUGAGACUGCUAGCCAUGGAGGUGUAUGACAAGUCUAAUGCACAGGGUGUACCAUGUGACCUGAAGACUGGGGAGACCAGAAAGUUUGCCAACGAUGAUGACAGCCCGUCCAAUCACAUGGCAUGCACAGUGGAGAUGCUGAACACAAAUCUGGAAUACGGCGUGGCGGUGAUAGACGAGAUACAGAUGAUAGGUGACCUCCAGCGAGGCUGGUCGUGGACGCAGGCAUUGCUGGGUCUAGCUGCCCGCGAGUUGCACGUAUGUGGGGAGGAGACCGCCAUAGAUCUUGUGGAACACCUUGCCUACAUGUGCGGGGACUCUUUCGAGGUCAAGCGUUAUUCUCGACUAACAAAGCUCGAGUACUUGGACAAAGAACUGGGAAGCCUGGACAAUGUACGUGCUGGUGACUGUAUUGUCUGCUUCAGUAAGCGUGACAUCUUCAAUAUCAUGACCCAGCUACGAGAGAGAAACAUCAACGUGUCUGUCAUAUAUGGAAACCAACCGCCAGGCACGAAAAUAAACCAGUCUCGACAAUUUAAUGACCCAAAUAGCAAUUGCAACGUUCUCGUUGCUACAGACGCCAUCGGGAUGGGACUCAAUCUUGCCAUCAAGAGAAUUAUAUUCUACAACAUCAACAAGACAACUCUGCGUCACGACGGCGUGAAGAUCAGAGCCCCGCUGAGUACGUCCCAGGCGCUCCAGAUUUCUGGUCGAGCAGGACGGUUCAAAACGCGCUUUGAGGAUGGUGAGGUCACAACAUACACUAAACGGGACCUGGUCCAAUUAAAGCGCAUUGUUAGUCUGCCACGAGAAAAUAUCGAGAAAGCGGGUCUGAAUGCCACAGUGGAUAUGAUAGAGCUGUUUUCUUACCACCUGCCCAAUGCAACCUUGUCCAACCUUCUGGAUAUAUUCAAGCAUGUUUGCACGGUUACAGACCACUUUUUCAUGUGCAACGUCACGGACAUUAAGACACUUGCAGAGCUCUUAGAAGAUGUGCCCCUGAAUCUGAGGUCAAAGUUCACGUUUUGUGUGGCCCCUUUAAAGGUUAGGGAGGGGCUUCCAAGGAUUAUGUUCAAAAGGAUGGCCAAGAGAAUCAGUGAAGGUCAUUCCCUGACUUAUGACUGGUUGUGUCGUGCCCUGGGGGCUCCCUUCCAUAUGCCCCGCAACCAGACAGAGCUGACAGAGCUGGAGGCUGCAUUUAACGUCAUUGACAUCUACCUCUGGCUUAGUUUCCGUUUCGAGAUGUUUGAUGACAUAGCUCAGGUACAAGAUCUCCGAGUGGAGCUGGAUACAAUCAUACAGGCUUACAUGAAGUCACUCAACACAGGUCAACAAGGUCAACAGCCUGAACUCUCAUAUGAAGUCUCCCAGCAGAACCCACUCCAAGCAUACAAGUUUAACCCAAAGAAAACUGGCGGAAAACAGAAGGAAAGUAAAGAAAUGAGCGACACACAAACACUUAGCAGCAAAGUCCAAAUACAGUCUAUUAAGCCAGAAGCUUACAUGAAGUCACUCAACACAGGUCAACAAGGUCAACAGCCUGAACUCUCAUAUGAAGUCUCCCAGCAGAACCCACUCCAAGUAUACAAGUUUAACACAAAGAAAACUGGCGGAAAACAGAAGGAAAGUAAAGAAACGAACAAUCAGACUAAUGGUUUGAUACAAAGUGUGCCGAAUUUCGAUAGUUCUUACACAAGGGAGUAUUUGUUUUCAGAUCCAAGUAGUAUGAAAAAACAAAGCGACCCACAAAAACUUAGCAGCAAAGUCCAAAUACAGUCUAUUAAGCCAGAAGCAUCCCACCCUAAACGUCUCAGUGCGUUUGACAACCAGUGGAAACAGAAUGCAGGCAACCAGAAAGACAUCGGGGAUGACGGUAUAAUUGAUAUAGCUUCUUCAUCUAGACAGGCCAUCAUUGAGCCUUUGAGACUUACCACUUACAAGAACUCGAUGAAAACUCCUGCAAGCUCUCAGCCAAGGUCAGAAGAGGAACCCAGCCUUAAGACAGCCCCUAAAGAGAAGCCCCGUAAGAAGGUGACCCCCAGGGAAGAUGGGGCCAGAACCCCUGAUGUGGCGCUGGCCCCAGAAAGGGUGCUUACCCCUAUAAAGAAGAAGGCCAAAUCUCCUGAGACCUCCACUGUACAGAUUGAAGAUGAAACUGCCACGCCUGCUAAAUCAAAGAAAAAGAAGGCCAAAGGUUGUGCAACAGAAGAUGAGGGUGUUCUUUCACCCAAGCAGGAGCCAGUCAAGUCACCAAAAGGCAAAAAGGGGACGAAAAAGGAAAUGGAAGGCGAGACGGAAGAUGAAUCAGCAUUGUCCCCAUCAGAAGAACCUAUGUCCCCUAAAGGGAAGAAGAAGAAAGGGACAGAAGGGAAAAAUGAGGAAGCAGGCCCAUCAGGGAAGGGCACUCAGGUUGUUAAGAAAGGGGCAAAGGUCAAGAAAGGACAGGCUUUGACAUGCGGGGAAGGUUUGUCGCCUUCUGAGGAGGCCCUAGGUGGAGAGAAAAAGACGAAGAAAAUGAAGAAGAAAGCUGUAAAGGAUGAGGAGACUGAUGAGAAAGAUGAGGAAGAGACGGAGGCUCCAAAACCCAAAGAAAGAAAAAAGAAAGCAAAGAAAGCUCUGCUCCAUCAGAACAGCUUCCGGAAAAAAACAAUAAAAAAAAUAAUAAAAAAGUAAUAAAAAAAGGAGGUAGAAGUCACAAAUGAUAGUGAGGAUCUCUUUGAAAGUCCCACUGAAGACACUCCUAAUGUCAUAAACUUCUGGGCAGAGCGUCCAAAGGCGCCAGAUGAUCCAUCGACAGAUAUGGGUUUAGUUCACACAGAAACAACAGGCACACUUAAAGAUGUCGCUUACGAAGAGAUCAAAUUUUCAGCAGGAGACUCUGUUGAGAUUUCAGGUGACUUGGGUAAAGAGGUUGUUAAUCAGGAAGUAACUUUUGAUAAGGAGUUGGAAGAGGAAAUUGCAAAAAGCCUGAAAAUGCAGAUGAAACGUACGAUUUACAAGCCGUUGGAAAAAGAAUAUGCCCGUCUGGAACGGAUUGAAAACAUUGACAUUGCUAAAGAUUUUGAGAGUGCUGUAAAGGAGAAGGAAAAGGCUCACAAGUUUGUUGGGAAAAUGCAAGAUACAGUAGAGGUUUACGGGAAGCUUACAAGAAGGCUGCUGAAGGAAAAGAUGCUGUCGGAGAGGAUUUUGAAACAGCUGGAAACAGAGUGGGAGGAGAGAAGGAAGGGGGGACAGCAGAGCUGAUAUGAACUUGUGUCUGUUAGAACAAAUGAGCCUCCCUAUGAGAAAACAGGGCGUAAUGCAUGUGUGUAAAAUGUACUCCCAGAUUGGCCUUUGUAGUCUGUAAUCAGGGAUGAUACUUUUGGCAUAGGGUUUAGUUUAAAAGAGACUUCCUGUAAACUGGAAAAACCAUUUAAUUAUAAAGGUUCGUCCCUGAUUAGCCUGUGUGGACUGUCUCAUAUGGGAAGACACUAUGCAUAUGCAUUAAACAACAUUUUCCCAGGUAAAUAAUUGAUUACUACCUGUUAUAUAAACGUUAUCAUUAUUCGUUUACUUUUCAUAGCACUCAUUGCUGUAAUGUUGAGACUUCUUUGAGCAGUUUCCACAUUUUGAUUGUUCAUAAACCAAAGAAAUGUGAAACCAAAUCAUGUUUUGUUUUUACAUGUUUUGCAUCAUCGCGGUAAAUGACUGAUGAGCAAAUCAUACAAUUUAUAAACAGAAUGUUAGUUUAAUUUAGUACUUACUAUAUUUGUUGUUUAAUGCGCCGCAGUAGGUGUCAACUUAGGUUUUUAUUGCAUUGCGCCCGGUUUCGUGGACUGGACAACCGUUUUUCAAACAAAUCGAUGCUGUUCAUGUGACUUGCAUGUUCCAAAAUAGGCGACCUGACACUUAAAAACUUAAAAGUGACGAUUGGCAUGGAAUUGUUCAAUCAAAAGUACACUCGCCCCGCUCUGUUGCUGUAUUCCAAUAAACUCUUGAUAAUAAAUGUAAUUAAAGCAAUAAAAAGCGGUUCAAAUAUU
Messenger RNA from Dreissena polymorpha, 5044 nucleotides. RefSeq names its product ATP-dependent RNA helicase SUPV3L1, mitochondrial-like. Lineage: Eukaryota; Metazoa; Mollusca; Bivalvia; Myida; Dreissenidae. The record is from RefSeq and is a predicted model, not a curated record. Gene Ontology annotation, biological process: RNA catabolic process; mitochondrial RNA 3'-end processing. The transcript has 20 exons. Gene Ontology annotation, cellular component: mitochondrial degradosome. Gene Ontology annotation, molecular function: hydrolase activity, acting on acid anhydrides; ATP binding; RNA helicase activity. Bases 243 to 3698 code for a protein of 1151 amino acids.